CAGGAUGUCGGCCCCACCAACUUCAGCCACUUGUUCGCUUUCUCAUCAUGACGACAAAGACGUGGCGGGCUUUCUUCGCCGAGUCCAAGCUCAUGAUUGCGCUCGUGCUGCUCAUCUUGGCUCGAUGCGUCGACCGCGUUGUGUACACGCGUAUCAUCUACGACUACGGGCCAUUUCUGUGGUACUUUUCCAACGUCAUUUGCCCCGUGGCGUUUGCUCUCACGUCGUGGCCCGUGGUGUGGUACAAGAUGUACUUUACCAGUACGUUCGUUGUUCAAUCCCCCCACCAUCGUCAUCGUUUGAUGGCAAUCGACAGAAGACAUCAGUCCCGCGAUGGCAGCUUUCCCCAAGUACAAGUUUGCCUUCAUGGCCCUUUUAGACUCGCUGUUUAACCUCAUGGCUGCCUUCCCCACGCCCCACAUCGGGUGCUGUCAUGUUCCCUCGGACCUAUAGCUGCAAUACCCGCAGCAUUCUUACUUUCGUUUAGGGGCAACUUGGCCAAUGUACUGGGACAACUCCUGCUCCCGGUCAACAUGAUCAUGUCGUUCUUCUUCCUCCAGACAAAGUACAAGCGCACGCAUAUCUUUGGCGCCAUUUUGGUCAUUUACGGCGGCCUCGUUGAUAUGAUCCCCCUCAUGCAGGGUGGGGGGUCGACUGUAAACAGCCCUGACCCUAGUAUAUGGUGGAUCUCGCUCUACUUGAUGGCGCUCAUCCCUGCCGCCGGCUCCAACGUGUACAAGGAAAUCGGGCUGAAAGAUGUCGACUUGGACAUUUGGUACACGAAUGCGUGGGUCAGCGCCUACCAAAUUCUGUGGGGGCUCACCACCGUGUGGACCAUUCAAGUCCCUGCCUUUAACAACCCCCCCGUCGUGUUGCGCGACUUCCCUACGUACGCCAUAGCCGCCCACGAGUGUUUUCUGGGUAAUAGUGUGACCUUUCACGACAAACUGCUGCUGUGCGACCAAGGCAUUUUCACCCAAGUGCUCAUCUUUUUUGCGUUCAACUUGGCCUUCAAUCAGCUGAUGCUGUACAUUUUCAAGGAAGGCAGUUCGGUGCUCUUCGUCGUGUCGUCGGCAAUCUGUCUGCCGCUCACGGACGUUCUAUACAUGUUUCCGUUGCUCACAGGCACUAAAGCCGCCCAAGCAUUCACGCUGCACGACGGGUUUGCCAUAUUUGUGCUUGUGAUGGGGAUGCUCGUGUACCAUGCCGAAAAGGAACAGCGACUGGAUGCGAGUGGCACCAAAGCAGUGGACAAGUCGCCCAUGUUCUCGUCUCCCAGUCUUCAGAAGACCCGAAUGAUGCGCGCCAAGCGAGGGCGGGUGCUGUACCACCAGAGCCCCGUGACCUUUCGCAAUCGCAGUUCCCCGUCUCGAGCGCUGCUCACCGCUCGCAGCCCCGGCGCCGCACCGCCUUCGUACGGCACGUCCAUGGCCAACGAAAUCGUCUAGCAGUUUAUCACCUACUAACAUGCACAUUAUUGUUUUACGUUUCCAAA
Messenger RNA from Aphanomyces astaci, 1495 nucleotides. RefSeq lists its product as hypothetical. Lineage: Eukaryota; Oomycota; Saprolegniomycetes; Saprolegniales; Verrucalvaceae. The record is from RefSeq and is a predicted model, not a curated record. The coding region runs from base 534 to 1448 and encodes 304 amino acids. The transcript is spliced from 6 exons.